AUGGAUGAAAAUAAAGAGUUUAAAGCACUUCACUCAUUGAAUAGGCUUCGUGUUCCAACUAUACUUAAAAUUGCUAAUUCACAAAAUUUGAAUGGUAAAAAUAUUCUUGAAGUUGGAAGUGGUGGUGGUAUUUUAUCUUUUUCUUUGGCAAGACUUGGUGCUUCUGUUACAGGUGUAGAUGCUUGUAAAGAAAGUGUCACUUCUGCAACAAAUUCUGCCCAAAAAAUAUUAAAUGAUAACAUUAGAAAGCGUGUAAAUUUUAUACAUAACACAAUUGAAGAAUUUUCAAAAGAAGUAAUUGAACAUGUACCAAAUGUAGAAGAUUUUGUUACCAAAUGUUCUGGUCUCUUAAAAAAUAAUGGGUCAAUAUUUUUUUCAACAAUUAACAAAACAUUUUUAUCAAAAAUUUUAGCUAUAGAAAUGGCUGAGAAUAUUAUUGGAAUUGUUCCAGAAGGUGUUCAUGAUUGGGAAAAAUUUGUUGAUCCUAAUUAUUUAACAGAUAUUUUAUAUAAAAAUAAUAUUAAAACAACUUUAUGUAAUGGUGUUGCUUAUAAUCCAUUAACAAAUGAUUGGUUUUGGAUUAAUAAUACUAAUAUAAAUUAUUUUUUAAUUGGAAAAAAAGCUUUAGCGUAA
This is a messenger RNA of Strongyloides ratti, 633 nucleotides long. Its product is annotated as Hexaprenyldihydroxybenzoate methyltransferase, mitochondrial. Gene Ontology annotation, molecular function: 2-methoxy-6-polyprenyl-1,4-benzoquinol methyltransferase activity. The record is from RefSeq and is a predicted model, not a curated record. The coding region runs from base 1 to 633 and encodes 210 amino acids. The transcript has 4 exons. NCBI's taxonomy places the organism in Eukaryota, Metazoa, Nematoda, Chromadorea, Rhabditida, Strongyloididae. Gene Ontology annotation, biological process: ubiquinone biosynthetic process.